AUGACCGUGAUACAAGUUGGGCACCAGCAUGCACAAUUCACUCGAACCGAGCAUAUCGCACACAGAACCCGCAUCCCUACACUAUACGCAUUACUCAUCGGAAUCGAUUCGUACAAGAAUUUCACCAAGCUCUCUGGGGCCGUAAAAGACGUGGAAUCUGUCAGCGACUUUCUACGCUGCGAUCUAGCUGUUCCUGAAUCGCGUAUAACGAAACUGACCAACGAACAAGCUACUCGUUCUGGUAUAAUCAACGCAAUGGAACUGCUGAGCAAAAAUAACAAAAUCAAUCGCUUCGACCCCAUUGUCAUUUUCUACGCCGGGCAUGGAUGCGAAGUUAAUUCCCCUCUAGCAGACUAUAAAGAAAAGGCCCAGUGUUUGGUGCCAUGGGACUUGGGAUGUCUGGGCGCUGAUGGCCAGCCAGUUCCUCCUAUCCCCGAUUAUACUCUCUCGGCUCUCUUGAACGAGUUGGCUAUUGCUAAAGGGAAUAACAUUACCGUAAUCUUCGAUAGCUGCCAUUCAGCGAGUAGCACCCGGGGAGUUCGGGGAAUAUUGGCCAAGGCUGUGCGACCUCCGUCAAUACAGAUACCUACCAAUAACUAUCCAAUAGAAUCGACGGCUGAAGGACCUAUGUCAGCUAAAUGUCGGGCCCGUGCCUUAAACGCAAUAGACUUGCCCGCUUUGACGCAUGAGACUGAUAAGGGAAUUAUUCAGCGAGUACAGAGACGCCGACAGUGGAGAAUUAUCAUCACCUUUGUCCGCUCCCACCUGCUUUUCACGCGCAUAAAAGCUACACCCGGAUGCAACCCCACCAGCGCCAGGGCUUCUGUCCAGACUUUGCUCAAAACGACUGCCCCAGAACCCCUUGGAUUUUCCCGUUCGCAUGUCCUUCUCGCCGCUUGUGGCCAUGCUCAGCAGGCGUACGAAUGCACAGAGUGUGGUUCUGGCUUUUUCACUACCGCCCUACUUCAGGUGCUUCGAUCUAGCUGGCUAAGAAAGCUAAAAUAUAAGCGGUGCUUUGAGGAAUUUCCGAAGCUACUUACCCCAAGUGCUCAAAGCCCCGUUUGUGAAGGGGAUACCGACGGCCGGGUAUUUUUUACUGUUUCCGCUUUGACUAUUCCGACGCGUCAUGAUUCUUACACUAUUCGAAAGCUCAGCGAAGGCUAUAUAAUGAGGUUGGGCGAUGCCCAGGGCGUAUUUCCGGGCUCAAAGUACGGUAUCUACGAGGAUCAUACUAUUUUCAACAAUCUUGGGUCUGCUUACUCGCCUUCGUCCAACGUGAAUAGCCCUUUGUGGGGAGACUUUAUAGCUUACCCCUUUACGGAGGAGGAACCCACAUUAUACCCUUUUUAUUCCUUGUGCAAACUGGAUAGGAAUGACAGAGUGCCAAACUGGCCGCGUGCGAAAUUGCUCAAGCUCGGGUCCCGUGGAACUUCCUCUUUGAACGUAUUCGUUAGCAACGCAUUAAAGAUCGUCAUGGAUCCAGGUACCUUUAUACAUGCCGAUCACGGGAUGAUUCUGGUCGAUUCAGUAGAUCCAAGCGCCCCAAAUACAGUGAUCUUGGAUAUCGAAAACGAACACAGCGAAUAUAUAACGAUCAGACUUGCUGGCUUCCCGAGACCACUUUACAGGUGCUAUCCUGAUAGAAAAAGAAUGCGACGUAUACUAGCCUCAAUGUCUCAAUGGUGGUGGCAUCGUUCUCGCGAGCCACAUGAUACUUUCAAUACCAAGAUAGCUGCCGAAAUAACCAUGUACAAACUGGGAGAUGCAGGGCCCAGCCCUCUUCCACUUGAAAAGGACAACUCUGUAACUGUAGAAGCAUCGCCAACUGCCCUCUAUGCUCUUAGAGUUAAGAGCCACUUUCCUAGAAAACUGUAUGCGUAUUUGUUCUAUUUUAGCACUGUCGGUCAAUCUAUUAGGCCGUUGUAUUUGGGUGUCUAUGGAAGCCACUAUAUAGACCCAACCCUCGAACCGUACGGAGAACUUACCUGCGGGUACAUCAACGAUGACAUGAUCCCCGGCGCACUUUCGUUCAGUCUAACGCCAGACGACGGAUACUUUCAACUCUUUCUUACGACAGCGCCCGGAGAUUUCGACUCCCUGGCUCAGGCAUCUCCCUUUCUCGAGCCCCAAACGUACUGUGAUAUGGCUCCUAUCAUUACCUAUCAAUAUGGAGACGGACUGGAAAGUCGGAAACACCACUCCUCGGGCUUCAACACAUCAGAACCUGUGACACUUCCACCCAUCCCUUCUGCCGCCUUUGAUGGUCACUCGGCUGAAAUUCUGACUACUCAAACUUUUGAUGUCAGUAUGUUCGAGCGCCAAAAAGUGGGCAUGCAAAGAAGCUUGGAACGGUCCGAGCGAGAUGUGCUUUCCCCUGGCGAAAUGGCUGAAUUAUUUGCUGAGCGUGGGAAUUACAUGGAAGUAUCCCGAUGGGGAGUAGUCAGUCUGAAAGUUAAAUGCAGGUAA
Molecule: messenger RNA, 2466 nt
Organism: Rhizoctonia solani
Lineage: Eukaryota; Fungi; Basidiomycota; Agaricomycetes; Cantharellales; Ceratobasidiaceae
Product: ICE-like protease (caspase) p20 domain protein
Exons: 6
Coding region: 1-2466 (821 amino acids)
Biological process (GO): proteolysis
Molecular function (GO): cysteine-type endopeptidase activity
Source: RefSeq, a predicted model, not a curated record